Molecule: messenger RNA, 1872 nt
Organism: Cyphellophora attinorum
Lineage: Eukaryota; Fungi; Ascomycota; Eurotiomycetes; Chaetothyriales; Cyphellophoraceae
Product: Serine/threonine-protein kinase bur1
Exons: 2
Coding region: 1-1872 (623 amino acids)
Biological process (GO): protein phosphorylation
Cellular component (GO): nucleus
Molecular function (GO): ATP binding; cyclin-dependent protein serine/threonine kinase activity
Source: RefSeq, a predicted model, not a curated record
AUGGCGACCUCAACAGGCCGGCCGCUCGAAACCUUCGAAGACGGCCGGCCGCGCUUUAACGGCUGUUCACGUAUCCAACAGUACGACUACAUAGGCAAAUUGGGCGAGGGCACCUUCGGCGAGGUCUCGAAAGCCAAGUCGAAGAAGACCGGUCAGAUCGUGGCGCUGAAGAAGAUAUUAAUGCAUAAUGAAAAAGAUGGCUUUCCGAUCACGGCUUUGCGCGAGAUCAAACUGCUAAAGCAGCUCAAGCACAUCAAUAUUCUGACGUUGGUCGAGAUGGCCGUUGAGCGGCCCAAGAACCCCGCGAAGAAAACAAGCAUGUUCAUGGUCACGCCGUACAUGGACCACGAUCUGUCUGGCCUGCUGGAGAAUCCGAAUGUGCACUUCACCGAGCCACAGAUCAAGUGCUACAUGAAGCAGCUCUUAGAAGGAUGCGCAUAUCUGCACGAAAAUCGGAUCUUACAUCGAGAUAUGAAGGCGGCUAAUCUACUCAUCAACAACAAGGGCAUCUUGCAGAUUGCCGAUUUCGGUCUAGCAAGACCUUACGACGAUGAGCCGCCCAAGGCUGGACAAGGCGGCGGCGAGGCGACACGAGAGUAUACAUGUUUGGUGGUGACGAGGUGGUACAGGCCACCAGAAUUGCUGCUUCAGCUACGAAAGUACACUACCGCCAUCGAUAUGUGGGGUGUCGGGUGUGUCUUUGGCGAAAUGUUCAAAGGCAAACCAAUCCUCGCUGGCAGCAGCGAUCUGAACCAAGCGCAUCUCAUAUUUGGCCUCGUUGGUGGUCCGACCGACGAAUCCAUGCCCGGCUGGCGCGAGUUACCUGGUGUGGACGGUAAUCUCGACUUCAAGCCAAGGCAGGCAACGCUGCGACACGAGUUCCGUGAAUGCCGACCUCAAGCAAUAUCACUCCUAGAAGAACUCUUACGACUCGACUGGAGAAAGCGGAUUAACGCAAUCGACGCCCUCGAACAUCCUUACUUCCACACAGAUCCCCUACCAGCCAAGCCCGGCGACCUUCCAACCUUCGAAGAUUCACACGAGCUCGACCGCAGGAAAUUUCGAGAUCAGAAGAACAAGCCUCCACCCGCUCCAGCAGGUGGAUCAGUCGGCGUUGGCCCUCACGGCGAAUGGGGCAUCAAUGGCAGACCGCUUCCUCCGGAUCAAAGAGAGGUCCGGAUCGUCGAGAUCGUGGCCCAUACCCCCCAGCCGACUACCGCCAUGGUCCGCGAGAUCCUCGAGACGGGCCGCCUCGUGAUCCUCCCAGACCGUAUCAGCAAGACUAUAGCCGGCGACCACCACCGCCGCCAGCAGACGGCCUCCCGCCACGCCCGACCCCAGGUCGCCGUCGAGCCAUACCGAGAGCCGUACCGUCAAGGCCCACCGCCCUACAGAGAUGACGAUCGUGCGGCCCACGUCCUCGAGGACCUCCGCCGGACCGCCGUGGUCCUCCAGCAGUCGAUACUUUCGUCCCAGAUUACUCUAAUGCCGAUCCCAAACGACGGCCAUAUGACCGAGACCCAAACCCAUACCCACCUGCGCGGAGAGGGUCUCGAGACUACGACGACCCAGUCCGGUACGAUGAUGGCCCACCUCGGUACAACGGACCUCCUCCGCGGCAUCCACCACGCGACUACGACGACCCACCGCUGCGCUACGACGACCGAGAGCCACCUCCUCGAAGAAGAGGGUCAGGCGAUCUCAGAUACGAUGACAGAGGUCCCCCAAUACACCGCGACGACUUGCCGCCAUCGAGGGGACGAGAUGGUCCUCCAUCAGACGGGCUGCCCUACGAUGCACGGGACAGAGACCGCGACGCAGCCGCAGUCCGCCGCCGCCUAUGCGGCGGGAUUGGGAUCGGGGCCCGCCUAG